AUGAGUUUAUUCGGCUCUAACGCUGCUGCAAAGCCUGGAGCAUUCACAUUUGGAGCAAGCACACCAACAGCGCCCGCUACAACUACGUCAUCACUUUUCGGAGCCACAUCGUAAGUUUUCUCUAUUUAAUGUUUUUCCAUGAAUCUCAUAUUCAAAUCCUUCAGAACCCCACAAAAGCCACUUUUCGGCUCAACGUCACAAGCUGCUAGUACUCCAUCGCUUUUCGGAAACACAGCCACAACUACAACAACAGCUUCAACUGGCGGAGGUCUUUUUGGAGGUACAACUACUUCAACAACCGCAUCGCCAACACCUAACUUGGGGCUUUUUCAAAAACGUAAACGCAUGAAAAUCAACUGACUAACCUAACAAUAAUAAAUUGAUACAGGUCCUGCAACGACAAAUUUGUUCGGAUCGACCACUCCAGCCACUGCGACUUCGACAACAACAACAACUGGAACAACUGCAGGAGGAGGGCUUUUUGGAGGAUGUAAGUUGAGAAAAUUUGAAAUAUGCAUGGCUACAGAUUGA
Molecule: messenger RNA, 531 nt
Organism: Caenorhabditis angaria
Lineage: Eukaryota; Metazoa; Nematoda; Chromadorea; Rhabditida; Rhabditidae
Source: the annotation of a GenBank genome assembly